AUGGCUGAAAAGAAAGCUGCAAUUCUUCCCAGUUGUCAUAGCUUAAAGCAGCAAUCGAUGACGGCCAUGGCAGAACUGCCAAAUACAACCGGUAGAACACCUGGUUAUAAAGCACAACUUGAAGGGCCAUCCUAUAGCGCUACCAAUGGAACUUGUAUUCAAUUUUGGUACUAUAUGAAUGGCUCCGAUACCACCGCUUCGUUGAAUUUUUAUGCUGCAACAUUCUCCUCCAACGGAAUUGCAUUAUGGAGUAUGACUGGAUCACUUGGAAAUCAAUGGAUUAAUGCAUGGGUUACCGUUAAAGCCAAUUAUCGUUGGAUACCUGCUUUUGAAGCCGUCGUUGGUAAUGGCGCCAAACAUACAAUCGCUGUUGAUGAUAUUAGAAUUGUAAAUGGCGCAUGUCCUCCACCUGGAAGUUGUACCUUCGAAAAUGGCUUAUGUGCCUAUUACAAUAGUUUAUUGGAUAGUUUUAAUUGGAUCAUUACUAGUCCUAGUCUGCCAGGCUUUACUGGUGGGCCAACAACUGAUGUUACUACCCAAAAAAAUACAGGCUCCUAUAUUUAUGCUAAUUCAACUACUCCUUCCGGUGUCACUACUACACAGUUUGCUCGAUUUUAUAGUGAAUAUUUGCCAAUUACUGCUGGCCAAUGUUUAAGCUUCUGGUACUAUGUUAAUGGUGCUAAUCCUGGCGAUUUAACCGUCUACAUCAGACGACGCAAUACUGGUCGAGUUUACUACCUUAGCCAAAUUAAAGGAGCUCAAGGGAAUCAAUGGAAGCAAGGUAAUAUUACUAUUCAUAGUAUAACAACAGCCUACCAGAUUAUUUUUGAAGCCAAAAGGAGUCCUGGUAUGUCUGGAAAUUUCGCCAUCGAUAAUAUCAUAUUCACUCCUGGUCGCUGCGCUGUCAACAACUUGCCUAUUGUAACACCAUCACCAGCACCACAGUUACCUUAUGGAUGCACAUUUGAGACAGGUGUAUGUAAUUAUACGCAACCAUCGGAUACUUCACUAAAAUGGAGGCGUUUCAGAGGCUCAACAACAAGUACUGGUACAGGACCACGACAUGAUCAUACCACCGGCAAUGGCUACUAUAUGUAUAUUGAAUCAUCAUUUACACAACCUAAUCAAGUAGCUAUUUUACAACCACCGACUGUACAAGCUCACCCUACUACCUUCUUUUGCUUCCAAUUUUGGUAUUGGAUGCAUGGCCAAAGCGUUAACAUGUUAGAUGUUUAUGCUAGCAAUGACGAAGGUGCUCGACAUCUUAUUUGGAGUCGUUCUGGGCCACAAGGUGACAAGUGGAAGAUAGCACAACGAAAUAUUAGGACUGGUAUUCCCUAUAACUUUACAUUCGAGGGUUACACCGGUGCAAACUUUUUAGGCGACAUUGCUAUUGAUGAUGUCCAAUUCUUAGAUAGACCUUGCGUAUUAUAUAACGAUGAAUGCGAUUUCCAAGAAGGUUGGUGUGGCUGGCUUCAAGAUCAGGGAGAUACAUUUAAUUGGACAAGAAAAAUAGGUCCAACAGGAACUCCUAAUACAGGACCUAGUGUAGAUCAUACAUCGCGAUCACCUACAGGUUAUUACAUCUAUGCUGAAUCCUCGACACCACAGCGACCUGGUAGUCGAGCGCGAAUUAUCAGUCCACUCAAAGCUUCAACCAGUGGAAAUUGCUUACAGUUCUGGUACUAUAUGUACGGAUCCACUGUUGGUCUAUUAAAUGUUUACAUGUUAGCAGCUGGUCAAAGUCAAUUAACUACUCCUCUAUGGCAACGUUUUGGCAAUCAAGGUGCAAGAUGGCAAAUUGGUCAAGUUACUCUGAGGAGUCCAAAUGCCUAUAGAGUUGUAUUCGAAUCAGUGGUUGGCAACGGAAUAUUUGGUGAUGUUGCACUAGACGAUAUCGCAUUCUUGCGCCGACCAUGCCCUCCACCUGGCAGUUGCGAUUUCGAAAAUGGCUUAUGCACAUGGAGUAAUGUCGAAGGUGCAGCUGAUCAAUUUGAUUGGGAAAUUACAUCAGGCGCAACAAAUAGUAUCGCUACUGGUCCACAAAGUGAUCAUACUCUCGGUACUAAUAAAGGCCAUUAUGCAUAUAUCGAAACAUCAAAUAGUCAAAUUGCUCCGCGUGCAAAAGCGCAAUUAAUUAGUGAGAUUUUUAGACCGACUGGAAAUGCAAGAUGUUUACGAUUUUACUUCCAUAUGAGAGGUACUACGGUAGGUGCUUUAUCUGUAUUUAUGCUUGGUGACGGUUUCCAAACACUAUUAGCUAACGUUAUCGGCCAACAAGGUAACGUAUGGAUACAGGGUCAAGUGCAAUUUACUGCUACAACCUCUUACCAGAUUAUAUUCCAAGCUACCAAAGGCAAUGGAUUUACAGGUGAUAUUGGGCUAGAUGAUAUUUCUUUCUACGAUGGCGUCUGCAAUGGCACUGUUCUACCACCACCGAUACAACCGACAGCUGUGGUUAGCAAUUCACCGUAUAAUUGUAACUUUUCUAACGGUAAUCUUUGCUUAUGGAAACAAUCGACGAAUGACAACUUUGAUUGGUCUUUGCGAAAAGGAAGUACAACAAGUGUAGGACUUGGGCCACAAUACGAUCAUACAUCAGGCCUUGGAUAUUAUCUCGAUAUCGAUAGUACUAGCAUCACUGCCACUAAUUCAAGUACAGCACCUUAUGCAGAUAUUUAUAGUCCAUUCAUUGCUCCAACAUCUGCAACAUGUUUCCGCUUUUGGUAUCAAAUGUACGGCGAAAAAGUCAAUACAUUAGAAGCAUUUAUUGAUAGAGAUUAUUCCACGUCCAAUAUAUCAAGGAUAAUGAUUUGGAGACGACAAGGUAGUCAAGGUAACCUAUGGCAAAAAGCUCAAGUAACAGUAUCAAGUGGAGUAUCCUACUCUAUUCGUUUACGUGGUAUUGCUGGCAAUAAUUUCCAAGGUGAUAUUGCUGUCGAUGAUAUUUCCUUCACACCAGGAGCUUGUCCACCAUCGGAUGUUUGCGAUUUCGAAGCAACCAACAAUGGAGUAUGCGGCUGGACUAACGAUGUUACUGAAAAAGCUCAAUGGUAUAUUGGCAGCAAUGGUACACCUACUCAAGGCACUGGACCCGCCACUGAUCAUACAACUCAAACAUCAUCAGGCCAUUUCCUAUAUAUUCAUGCUGGACUUGAAUUCAGAGGCGAUAAAGCACGAAUCCAAAGCCCUGUACAAUCUCCAGGCUCACGUUGUUUAUCAUUUUGGUAUCAUAUGUCUGGUAAUAACAUUGGUAUCCUUCAAGUCCUAAUUAGGUUCUUAAAUAACGCUGGAACAGGCACAUUAAGUAAUCCACGCUGGAGGCGUACUGGUAAUCAAGGUAAUCAAUGGUUAUAUGGUAGAGUUACGCUUAGAAGUUAUAUAUCCAGCUGGAGAGCAGUCUUUGAUGCCAGUGUCGGAAAUGGAAUCCAAGGUGAUAUAGCCAUAGAUGAUGUUGGUCUUACAGCAGGUGCCUGUCCCGGACCGGCCGAUUGUGAUUUCGAAUCAAGCUUAUGUACUUGGGCCAAUUCCUUAAGUAAUGAUAUUAAUUGGAUCCGAGGUAGUGGUGAUACCCCUAGUGCUAAUACUGGACCUUCAAUUGAUCAUACUCUUGGUACACGCUUUGGUCAUUACAUGUUUAUACAAAGUAGUAAUUUACUUAACACUCAGUUUGCUGUUAAUGGCAAAGCACAACUUGUCAGCACUCAAUUCUUACCCAUAACUGCAGCAUGUUUCAGCGUUUGGUAUAAUAUGUAUGGUGAGAACAUUGGUACAUUAUCGGUAUCUCUUAAUCGAAAUGGUGCAAUAUCGGUUAUUGGUCAAAUCUCUGGUAAUCAAGGCGUAGGUUGGAAGCAUGGACUAGUUACUAUCAGUAGCUCAACUAUCUUUAGAAUUAUCGUUCAAGCUACAACAGCAGGUGCUAGUUCAGGUGAUAUUGCCAUCGAUGAUUUCUCAGUAUCAUCAGGUAUUUGCUCCACUAACUGUUAUAACGGCAAUGGCAAUAGCUAUCGUGGUACAUCAUCUCGUACAAAAUAUUCUACUACAUGCCAAAAUUGGAAUCUGCAAAGUCCUCACCCACACAGCAUUGUGCCGAGUAAUUAUUCAGCAAUGGGUAUAGGAAAUCAUAAUUAUUGCCGUAAUCCUGAUAAUAAGCCAGGUGGUCCAUGGUGUUACACAACUGACCCCAGUAAAAUAUGGGCAUACUGCAAAGUGCCUCAAUGUGGACCUGAACUCCCACCACCAAGUAAUAUUGUACCAUUGAAUGGGCCAAAUGAUUGCAAUUUUACUAACGGUUUUUGUAGUUGGACUAAUCAACCCAACACACCUCUCCAAUUCAUAAGACGAAAUAGCUCAACUCCAAGCUUUGGUACAGGACCAACUGGCGAUCACACUACUGGAAAUGGCUACUAUAUUUAUAUUGAAGCAACAGGUGCAAGGAAUAAAGACUAUGCAAGGCUUGUUAGUCCUAGUCUCACUGCAUCAUCAAGUCGUUGCCUGUACUUUUGGUAUAGUAUGUACGGAGCUGAUGUCGGUACUCUCAAUAUAUAUCUCCGCCAAAGCAAUAAAGAUACACUUGUUUGGUCGAAAUCAGGUACUCAAGGAACUCAAUGGUUAUCAGGCAAUCGACAAAUUAGUAGUACAACUCCAUAUCAACUUGUUUUCGAAGCAGUUCGAGGUAACGGAUUUCAGAGCGAUAUUGGUCUUGAUGACAUUGCAAUCAAGGAUGGUGAAUGUCCUAGAACUGUCGAUUGCACUUUUGAGAUCAAUACCUGUCAAUGGAUGCAAGAUAAAGCUAAUGCAUUUAACUGGACUCGUGCCAAAGGUGGUAACGAUAAGCAAGGAUCUGGACCACCAACAGAUCAUACAACAAAUACAGCAACCGGUUAUUACAUGUAUGUAUCAUCAUAUAGUAAUCCCAAUGCUAAAUCACGUUUAGUUGGGCCGAAAUUUCCACCAGCUGCUACCGCUCAACUUAAGAAGUGCUUGGUAUUCUACUAUCGCAUGACUGGUAAUGCAGGUACACUCAAAGUAUACAGUAAAGAAAAAGGUACCUUAAGUAGCGCAGUAUGGAGUCAAAGUGGUAACCAAGGUACGACAUGGAAUAUAGCUCAAGCUACACUUAGUGGAUUAACUAGUCCAUGGCAAGCGGUUAUUGAAGCAAGCACUGCCAGUGGAGAUGGGAACAUUGCUAUUGACGACUUACAAUUCCGCGAUGGAGCUUGUCCACCACCAGGCAAUUGUAAUUUUGAAAACGGUCUUUGCACUUGGACAAAUGUUAGAACUGGAGAUACCUUUGACUGGACCGUUAAUCGAGGUAGUACACCUUCAUUCUUUACUGGACCAUUUACUGAUCACACACUAGGAACAUCGGCGGGUAAAUAUAUGUACUUGGAAGCAAGUAAUGUUAACACUAGUUCGAAAGCUAUUUUACAAAGUCAAAUGUUGCCCCCAACUACUUCUCGCUGCUUCAGCAUGUGGUAUCACUUCUAUGACCUCUUCACAAGCUCCAAUAAGGUAGGAAGUCUAUCGGUCUAUAUAAAGAGGCAAGGUAGCCAAUUUGGUACAUUAUUAUGGAUUCGUAACCAACUUGCAUCCUCAAGAACAUGGCAAAAUGUCCAGAUUGUAUAUUCUAGCACUCAACCUUACGUUAUUCAAGUCGUCGGUGUGGUAGGUCAGGUGAAAGUAGAUAUUGCUAUUGAUGAUCUAUCAUUCUUGGCUAAUUGUAGUAGCUCAUCGCAGCCAACUCCAACACCAACUCAACCUGGUCCAACACCAACCUUGCCACCAACAUUAUUCGAUUGUAACUUUGAGAAUGGUUUCUGCAAUUGGCAACAAGAUGUUGCUACCGAUACUUUCAAUUGGACUCGGAAUCAAGGAUCUACAUUUUCCUCUUCAACCGGACCUUCUGUAGAUCAUACCUUAAAUAGUAAUCGAGGUUGGUACGCUUAUUCGGAGGGCUCCUCUAGAAAUGCAAACGAUCGUGCUCGCUUAAUUAGUGCUUCAAUUCCUCCAAAUUCUCCUACUGCAUCUAUGUGCUUCCAAUUUUGGUACCAUAUGUAUGGCGAAGAAAUUGGCACUCUAAAUUUAUAUAUCAAAGUAGGAAAUAAUUAUGGACCUGGACCAUUGUGGACUAGAAGUGGCAAUCUUGGAAAUGUCUGGCGCCAUGCCGUCCUUGAAUUUACUCGACCACAACCUUUCCAAUUAGUAUUGGAAUCGACACAUCCUUAUGGUUUUUCUGCUUACCAAAGUGACAUUGCCAUCGAUGAUCUCAAGUUCAACUAUCAAGGGUGCCCACCACAACCAAUAUGUGAAUUUGAACUGCCAACCCUUUGCGGAUACUCUCAGGAUAUCAGUGAUAUGUUUGACUGGUCUUUUGGUAAUGGUAACAGUAGCAACGGUCUUGGCCCUGCUAUCGAUCAUACCUUAGGAACUCAAUUUGGCCAUUACAUUUAUGCAGUCAUGGAAAAUCAACAAUUAAAUGAUUAUGCACGCUUAGAAUCACGCCAACUUCCACCGACUAGGCCAAAAUGUCUCAAGAUCAAUUAUGUUGCUUUUGGAUCUGGUGUUGGAUCCAUCAAUAUCUAUACGAAGAGUUUUGGUAAAUUGAAUAAAAUCUGGACUAGAAGUGGCACUCUACUAAGUAAUUGGCUAGUUUCUCAAGUAACUAUUUCAAGUGGCACAUCGUACACAAUAGUACUUGAGGCUGUACGCGGAUCCGCUAAUGUUGGUAUUUUAGCUCUGGAUGAUAUUGGCACAACAGACGGUGCUUGUCCUGCACCUGGUAGUUGCAGUUUCGAAAGUGAUUUAUGUUCAUGGUCGAAUACUCAGGUAGGAGAUAAUGCUGACUGGCAGCGUUGGAAGGGACCAACUCCAACAUCUUCUACCGGUCCAGUGGUUGAUCAUACGCUAGGCACUCCACAAGGUUAUUAUGCUUUUAUGAAUGCCGAUAAUCUCCGUCCUGGUAACAAAGCACGACUUAUGAGUGAAGUAUUCCCAGCAUCAAGUGGGCGAUGCUUGACUUUCUGGUAUUUUAUGUAUGGUCAAAAUAUGGGCAGCUUGAAUGUUUUGUGGAUGUAUGGCAAUAGUGCUAGCCAAUUAUGGAAUAUUAGUGGAAAUCAACAACACUACUGGAAAUAUACUCAAAUCAGUGUUCCAAGUAACACUCAAGCAUAUCAACUAGUAUUCGAAGCUGUAAGAGGUACAUUUAGGCAAAGUGAUAUUGCUAUUGAUGACAUCAGCAUCUAUAAUGGUGCCUGCCAACCUACUACGCCAACUCCAACUCCAAAUUCUUGUGCAUUCCGUUGCAAGGAUGAUAAUUCUUGUGUUGCAUCUAAUAAGAUAUGCGAUUACAUCUCAGAUUGCAAAGAUUCAAGCGAUGAAGCAAAGUGUGGUCGAUGCAACUUCGAAAGCGGUAUUUGCGGAUAUACAAUUGGCAAUGAUGGCGAAUACAAAUGGAUACGAGGACGUUAUGGCUCACCUGCUUCACAAAAAGUACCAUCUAUCGAUCAUACAUUAGGAUCAGCAAUAGGGUAUUACUUAGCAUUAGCAGACGAUAAGGCAUUCUUUGGGCCAGCUAAAUUUACUAGCCCUAAGUUAAGCCCAACUGGUUCAGCUUGUGAAAUACGAUUUUGGUAUUCCAUAAGUAACAGUGUCUCCUCUAGUGUUACUGGUUCAGUUGAGCUAUAUAUGAAAGAAGACCCGGCACCUAAAACGCAGUUAGCAUCUGUUACUGGCAUUACUACUAAUACAUGGAAGCUUCAAACUGUUUAUUUCGGUGCUAGAAGUAACAGUUUUCAACUUACUUUUGAAGGAGAUAAUUCAUUCUUUAGUCCAUCUAAUAUCGCUAUUGAUGACAUUUCCUUCUAUGAAUGCAAAUUACCGCCAAUUCAACCAACAUGUAGCUCUAGCUUAUUUAGAUGUCAACGAGGCUCCUGUAUUCCAACCAAUACAAUCUGCGACUUUACAAAUAAUUGUGGUGAUUCUAGCGAUGAAGUCAAUUGCAAUACACUUGGAUAUACACGUUGUGACUUUGAACAAGGCUUAUGCACUUUUGUUCAAUCUAAGAGCGAUGACUUCAAUUGGAGGCUUGAUAAAGGUACAACAUUUACAUCAUCUACAGGUCCAUCACGCGAUCAUACCCUAGGCACAAGUUAUGGACAAUACCUAACUAUUGAUUCCUCUUUUGAAACAACUGGUGAAAAAGCUCAAAUAUCUUCAACUUACUGGGCUCCUACACUUACUGGCAAAUGUAAAUUACGUCUGUAUUAUCAUAUGUACGGAUCUAAUACUGGAAGUUUAAAUAUAUAUACUAACUCUUCAUUGUCGCCUAUGAAAAAAGUUUGGUCCAAAUCAGGUGAUCAAGGUGAUAGUUGGUUAAGAGCUGAGGUCUCAUUCUUUAGUACAGGUUAUUUCUCAGUUGUUAUCGAAGCUACCGUAGGUGGUUCUAAAGGUGAUAUUGCCAUUGAUGAUAUAUCAUUUACGCCCGAUUGUAAAAUUUAUAAACCAACCGUUGCACCAAACACUACUAUUGCUGGUACUUUACCAACCCCAACACCUUCAACAGCUACUCAAUGUGCUAGCUGGAAUCAAUCAAAUUGUGGAGCUUGCACUUUUGAAACCAGUACUUGCGGAUGGAAAGAUAUCAGCUCUGGAAAUGAUAAAUGGAAACGAGCUAGUGCUGUUAUCGGUGGCCCAGCUUCAGAUCAUACUACUGGUUCGUCAUCUGGUUUUUACAUGUAUGUAAAAUCGCUUAGCUCUAUCUUCUUUGCUAGAUCAUCAGUAAUGAUCAGUAGUAAAUUACCACAAGCUUACGCUACAUGCAAAAUACAAUAUUUCUAUUAUCAAAAAAGUGGCGGAAGCUUAUCACUAAGCAUAAUAAGUAAUGGUGUUAGUACCAGUCUGUGGUCAAGAUAUGGUACAACAAGCAGAACUUGGAGGAAUAACACAAUUGGCAUAGGUUAUCGUGAUGCUGGCUUCCAAUUACGAUUCAGAUACCAGCCCCCAUUUUCGCCGCUGUUCGGCACUUCUAGUGUUCAGGCAGUCGAUGAUAUCUCGUUUAUGGAUUGCCGAUUUCCGCCACCGCAAGUCUGUAAUAUCGGUUCAUUCCAAUGUGCCAAUGGACUAUGUAUACAACCAUCACAAGUUUGUGAUUACUCUAACGAUUGCGGUGAUUACUCAGACGAGAAUAAUUGCAAUAAUUAUAAAAAACGAUGUAACUUUGAGUCGUCUAUGUGUGACUGGGCAAAUGAAGAUGAUGACAACUUUGACUGGAACAGAAAAUUUGGCGGCUCCUUCUCUUCGACAACUGGUCCUAAUUUUGAUCACACCUUAGGUACCUCUAAAGGUACAUACAUGUAUUCCGAUGCCAAUUUCGGUAAUCAACGGUACUCGGCCAAUCUUAGAUCAACUUUUUCGGUUUUACCCUCAACCAAUUGCAUGUUCCGAUUUUGGUAUCAUAUGUAUGGUAAAGAUAUAGACAGUUUAACUGUAUCCUUGCGUUCUGUAUGGCUAGGACCACUUACUCAAAUCUGGAAAAUGUCUGGUAACCAAGGUGAUAUCUGGCGAAAAGCAUCCAUUCAGAUUAAUGUCGCCAACGCUGCUCAAAUAGUAUUUACAAGCAAAAAUGGCAAUAGUACUAAUAGUGAUAUUGCAAUCGAUGAUAUUUCGCUCACACCAUCCUGCCAAAUAUCAAAUACACCAUUAUCAUUACCUAAACCAACCAGUCCUGGGUGUUCUACAGGACAGCAAAAAUGUACUACUAGCAAUACUUGCAUCGAUUCCAACUUAUUCUGCAACUUUAUAAAUAACUGCGGUGACCGUUCUGACGAAAACAAAUGCCCGGCAACAUGUUCAUUUGAGCAAGGAACAUGUGGUUGGACAGCACCAGCUAAAUCAGGUAAUUUAGUUUGGAUGCGUAACAAAGGAGGAACUCCAACAAAUAAUACAGGACCAUCCACUGAUCAUACUUCUGGUACUGCCAACGGUUAUUAUAUGUACAUUGAAAAAGACAACGGAAAUAACAAUGAUGAAGCUUACUUAGCCAGUCCUAUUUUCCGCAGUCCAAGUAACGCCUGCCAAUUUUCAUUCUGGUAUCAUAUGUACGGUAGUAGUAUUGGCGCACUAAGUCUAAACUAUGGCUCACCUACAACUUUAACAUCUAGACAACUAUGGACUCUAAGCGGUGCACAAGGUAAUCAAUGGAAAAAAGCUACUGUCCAGCUUCCUCCAUGUGCCUCCGGCUUUCAAUUAACAUUUACAGGUUCAACAAGAUUUGGUAGCACCGGAGAUAUUGCUAUUGAUGACUUACAGUUUUCUAACUGUGCUAAGCCAAGUCCACCAACUACAUGUCCAGGCUCUCAAAAGAAGUGCAAGAAUAACUAUUGCUAUGAAGCCAACCUAGAGUGCGAUUUUAAUAACGAUUGUUGCGACAAAACAGAUGAAACAUUGCUUGUGUGCUCAACAUACACCCGGUGUAACUUUGAAAAUGGAUUAUGCACCUGGUCUCAAGUAACAGGAAAUGAUGACUUUGAUUGGACCGUAGGCCAAGGACAAACCGUAUCAUCUGCAACUGGACCUAGCACUGAUCAUACUACUGGUAAUAUUUUAGGAAAAUAUCUAUAUGUUGAAGGCUCAUUCCCACAGAAAACUAACGAAACCGCAAAACUUGCAAGUGCCGUUCUAGUACCAGCAACAGCAUCUUCCGCUUGUACAUUAAGAUUUUGGUAUAACAUGAAUGGCCAAGACAUGGGCACACUUUCUGUCUAUUAUUGGACUACCUAUGGCGGGACAAUGACUCCUUUAUGGUCAAAAUCUCGUAAUCUAGGAGAUACUUGGUACAGGGUUUCUAUCCCUCUUACUAGCAACAAUAACUUCCAAGUUGUCAUUCAAGGUAGAGCCGGCCCAGGAUACGCAAGUGAUAUGGCUAUUGAUGACAUUAGCUUUACACCAGGAUGCAAAUUUGGUGGCAGUAUACCAAAUCUACCUACCACAGUGCCAAAGCCAACAGUUCCAGCAUGCAAUGGGUUUACAUGUACUACAAAUGGACAAUGCAUUAAGCAAAACCAAGUUUGUGACUUUAAAACUGAUUGCACGGACGGUUCCGAUGAAGCCAAUUGUGGCACAUGUACAUUUGAAAAGCGAUUAAUAUUUUCUGACGUUAAUUGCGGCUGGUAUAAUGGUAGCUCGGAUAACUUUGACUGGGUUCGUCACAAAGGAUCUACUCCUAGCUUUCAGACUGGCCCAGCUACUGAUCACACAUUGCAAACAUCAUCGGGUCAUUACCUCUAUAUCGAAACUAGUAAUGGAAUUAUCGGUAAUACUGCAGACUUAUACAGUUCUAUAAUCCAAUUUGCCCCAGCCACCUGCGUAUUUUCGUUCUGGCGCCACAUGUAUGGUGACUCAAUCGGCAAUCUUAAUGUAUUUGUUGCAACUACUAAUGGCACCAAGAUGGCACAAUUAUGGGGAAAAAGUGGCAGUCAGGGUAAUACGUGGCAGCAGACGAUGGUAUCGAUAGGCCGACGAACUUCGCCAUUUAGAUUGAUCAUGGAAGGUGUACGAGGUGCUUCAUUUGAUGGAGAUGUUGCAAUCGACGAUUUGAAAAUGAUUAAUUGUUCCGCACUUCCAACGUGUACUACACCUAGUAGUUCUCAAUUCAAAUGUAGUAUUAGUAACGGUUGUAUCUCGAAUGAUUUUGUGUGCGACUAUUCUGUUGAUUGCGGUGUUACUGACAACAGCGAUGAAUUGAACUGUGGAAACUAUCAACAACGUUGUUCUUUUGAAGCUGGUACUUGCGGUUGGACUCAAUUAGUUGACGACAAUUUUAAUUGGCAAAGAGGUGCUGGCGCAGUUGCUUCAUCCAAUACCGGUCCAUUCCGUGAUCAUACUUACGGUACUUCAUCUGGUUACUAUAUGUACAUCGAUGCUACUAGUAAAUCACCAGGUCAAAAAGCCAGAUUAGCCAGUAAACCAAUUUCAAUUAGCAGUAAUGGCAAUUGUAAAUUACGCUUCUUCUACAGCAUGUAUGGAUCUGGAAUUGGUACGCUAAAUGUUAAAACACGUACAAGUAUAGGGGGUAUAGAAACCACUGCUUGGACUAAAUCUGGCAAUCAAGGAGGAAAAUGGUAUAGAGCUGUUGUUCCAAUAUCUAGCAGUCAACCUGUGCAGAUUCUAUUAGAAGGUAUUAUUGGAGCAAACUAUCAAGGCGAUAUUGCUGUUGAUGAUGUAUCCUUAACUCCUGACUGUAAGCAAUACACUGGUACCUUCCCUGUUACGAGAACACCAAGAGCUACAACACCCACUUUAACUACUCCAACAAUUCGUGUUCCAAAUAAUUGUAAUAGUAAUCAAUUUGGUUGUUACUCAACUGGAACAUGCAUUCCUAAGAACCUUGUUUGUGAUUUUGUUAACGACUGCCAAGAUGGGUCAGAUGAAUGGUCUCAAGGUUGUUUCUCAUUGUGUACUUUCGAGAAUGGUAAUUGCAGCAUGACCGGAUCGAAUACUAACUUUAAUAAAGUGACAUUUAAAUGGAAAACGGUAGCAGCUUCUAUAGGUUUAGAAUCGAAAGGUCCAUCAACUGAUAAUACGCUCAAAACAGCUAAGGGACAUUAUGCAUUUAUUGGUGGAAGUUUUGGAUCAUCAUUUGGAUUACCCAAUUCUAACUCGAACGCAAAUUUCACAACUAAAACUUUCAAUUUUGCUUUCCAGGGUUGUGCGCUAUCAUUCGCCUAUUGGAUGCAUAGCUCAACUUCUGGCAUAUUAGACGUCUACCUUCAACAACAAGGUUUACCGGUAGCAACUAGGUUAAUACAAUUACGAGGUGACAAAGGUACAUCAUGGAAUACUGCAACAAUUGGGAUCGUUUCAAGACAAACUAAAUUCCGAAUUAUAUUUAACGCGCGUUAUUUUACAUCAUUUAACGGUGCUAUUGCUAUCGAUGAUAUUCGCUUUAAUAACUGUAGCCUACCACCGAUAGUAUCAUCAUGUCUACCAGGUCAAUUCCGAUGUAGUCGAGGUUCAUGCGUAUCUAACAAUAAACUAUGCGAUCUUACUGAUGAUUGUGGUGAUAAUACCGAUGAAAUUGGCACAAAAUGUCAAUCUUAUAGCAGAUGCGAUUUCGAGCAUGGCUUAUGUAAUUGGAGACAAGAUAACACAUCAGACAAUUUCGAUUGGACUAUGCAAACUGGUCCAACGCCUUCUUUUGCUACUGGACCAGAUCGUGAUCAUACCCUUGGCACUAUUGCUGGUCAUUACCUCUAUAUUGAAGCCUCAUCACAACAAUUUGGUGAUCGAGCAAGAUUAUUAAGUCGUAAUUUCCGCACAACAACCACUAAAUGUACCAUCCGAUUCUUUUACUAUAUGUAUGGAUCAACGGUGAAUACCUUGUCAGUAUUGAUGAGAACGCAAAUUAAUGGUCCAACAGUACAGUUAUGGUCCAAGAGCGGUAGCCAAGGCGAUUUAUGGCAUCGUGGACAAGUUUCUUUACCGGUAUCUAGUCACUUCCAAAUUAUAUUACAAGGAUCAGUAGGCGAUAGCCACUCAGGCGAUAUAGCAAUUGAUGAUAUAUCCACAACGCCAGAUUGCUUACCAUAUAGUCAAGCUUUACCUACUGCACCUACACCUCCAGUCACUGGCGCAACAACAUCUGGACCAAGUGCAUGUACUGCAUUACAAUUCCGUUGUCGUUCAGGCCAAUGUGUCGAUAAAAGUUUGGUUUGCAAUUUUAACAAUGACUGUAACGAUGGUUCUGAUGAAACAAAUUGCGUUAAUACUACUUGCAACUUUGAAAAUGGAAUGUGCGGUUGGUUGCCGGUAAGCAGCUCAACUGAUCCUAACCGAGUUAAAUACAAGUGGGAACGUCAUCAAGCUAAAACAUCAACUGGAGGUAGUACUGGACCCACUAUUGAUCACACAACAGGCAAAAAUACAGGCUGGUAUGCUUUCGCUGAUUCAUCGCCUGGAAAAUUUAAUGACAGAGCAUACCUGCAGACACCAACUAUUGGAUCAACAGGACAACAAUGUAGUAUUAACUUUUGGUAUCAUAUGAGUGGAUUUAUCACUGGUUCACUUAGUGUAGCAGUGCAAGUUGGAAAUACGGGUUAUAAUGUACUAUGGACUGAAGAUCUUGGACAAGGUAGUCAAUGGAAGAAUGCUGAAGUAAUCAUUGGCUUAAGGAGAAAUUACAAAGUUGUUUUUAUUGCUACACGUGGUGUAUCCUAUCAAGGCGAUAUCGCUCUUGAUGAUAUCACUUUUAAAAAUUGUAAACCUCCACCAAUUUAUAGUGUUUGUCCGCCAAAUACAUUUAACUGUACUGGAGGUUUGUGUGUCAAUAAUCAAUAUGUCUGUGAUUAUGGCAAUGACUGUGGUAAUAAUUUGGAUGAAACAACGUCAUGUACCAAUUAUGCAGUUGCCCGUUGUGAUUUUGAACACGGCUUAUGCUACUUUACCGAAAUGAGCCUGGGUACAACAUGGAGAAGAGAGCAAGGCUCAACUUUCGGUGCUAUCAAAACUGAUGCUACUCAAGGCUCUACUUCUGGUUAUUAUAUGAAAUUGAGGGACACAUAUCCAGCUAAUGCAGGUGAUAGUUCUCGACUUAUCACUAAAGUAUUCCAAGCAGCAGCACAAAGUGCAAGUUGCUCAGUGCGUUUCUUCUAUAUAUCACCGGGAACAUUUAUCGGCACACUUAAUGUUUAUAUACGAACAAGUUAUAACUCACCUAAUGGCUUACAGCGAAUUUAUACUACUAGCAACAAUACUAUUGCAUUCUGGAAAAAACUUAUCCUACCGAUUGCUACCUCUUCACCUUUCCAAGUUGUUUUUGAAGGAAUCGUAGGAAGACGUUACGAUUCUGAACUUGGCCUUGAUGGUGUCUCAUUUACACCUGGUUGUAAACCCGGUGGCACCAUUCCUGGUAUGCCAACUCCAACACCAACACAACCUGGCAGCUGUGGCGCCAAUCAAUUCACUUGUGCUAGCGGAGCUCAAUGUAUUGAUCGUGGAAAAGUAUGCAAUUUUAAUAACGAUUGCAAUGAUGGAUCAGAUGAAUUAAACUGUGGAUCGUCAUGCAACUUCGAAAACGGUUGGUGUGGUUGGUCAAGAACUCCAUACAAUUCAGGCAUGAAUUGGACCCUCACUCUAGCCAAUAAUACUAAUAACCCGAAUACACCAACUACUGACCAUAGCAAAGUCACCACUCCUGGCCACUAUUUAUAUGUUGUACCCAAAAGUAAUUAUAAUAAUAGAAUGGUUGCUAUGCUAGAAACGGUAACAUACGCUAACUCAGGGCAUGAUUGUCAAAUCUCAUUUUGGUACGCCAUGUCGAAAUCGCUUAGCCAUCGUUACAUUGGCGUUUACAUUGAAGACCAAGUCGAAACGAGAAAAUUAACUUACAUUAGUCAAGAUACCAAAAAUCAAUGGAAAAAGGCUAUCGCCAAUAUUGGUUCUCAAUCCAAAUUUAAGAUCAUACUUGCCGGUUCAACGCAAUAUUCUAAAACUUCUUAUGUGGCUAUUGAUGAUGUUCAAUUCAGUAAAUGUUUGACAGGUGCGUUUAUAAAUUUUUCUCUCAUUUAUAUAAGUGUACAAUGUCUUUCUAUUGAAUAUAAAGACUCACUCGUUUGGUAUUAA
Messenger RNA from Trichoplax adhaerens, 15618 nucleotides. RefSeq lists its product as uncharacterized. The transcript has 4 exons. Gene Ontology annotation, cellular component: membrane. Gene Ontology annotation, molecular function: protein binding. Lineage: Eukaryota; Metazoa; Placozoa; Uniplacotomia; Trichoplacea; Trichoplacidae. The record is from RefSeq and is a predicted model, not a curated record. The coding region runs from base 1 to 15618 and encodes 5205 amino acids.